Messenger RNA from Letharia lupina, 1461 nucleotides. RefSeq lists its product as uncharacterized. NCBI's taxonomy places the organism in Eukaryota, Fungi, Ascomycota, Lecanoromycetes, Lecanorales, Parmeliaceae. The coding region runs from base 1 to 1461 and encodes 486 amino acids. The transcript is spliced from 3 exons. The record is from RefSeq and is a predicted model, not a curated record.
AUGGCUGCGGGAAUCGAUAGUCAAGCGCUACAGGAUGAACAACACUGUAUACGACUUCUCAUGGACCAGAAGGUGGCUCGAAAGCUCCAAGAUUAUCUACGCUCUUCUUUCGACAGAUUUCAGUCGGUCGUUCGGUCGUAUGAGAGAUGUCUGAAGCUCAUCGCUGCUGAAUUGGUCGAAAUACAGAGACUUCCACACACUGCAAUUGACGACUUGCAUUCGAUAGUGGCGGCGAAUCCAACACAGAAAGGAGGAUAUCAAUUUCGGAGCAGAGUUCGAUUCACGUUGGAUCGCAAAUACUUCAAAGAACUAAUCGAUACUCUUCACGAACAGACGACAAUGAUCACACAGAUUGUUGAUGGCAUGAUCCUACUUCACAGCCAAAAACCAAUACACAUCACGGAGAGCUCACAGCAACUAGCCGAACAUUUCCGAAAGAUACAAGAUCUUGUCAGGUCUCUGUUUACGGCAAUUGAAAGAGGAUGCAGUCCCGGAUGUCACAGGUCUCAUGAAGUCAUGAUGCUUGUAGACAGUUUCCUUGCUUUGGAUGCACAGAGAUCCCAAGAUGCGAGGAAUACGCAAGCAGACGGAACCUCGUUCGAGGUAUACUUUGCGACCAUGGACCAAUAUACAAACAAAGCACAUUGUCACAAAGCCUUAGUGCGGGCCGAAGGCAAUACCAACCGUUUAUCUAGAGCCACUUCUCGCUCUCCCCGUCAAAGCAAUAAUACGCAGGAUGAGGGCAUUAGCAUCUGUCAAGAGGUCCACGAGGCAUCUGAACCACAUUCGGUCCUGGAAUUCCGACUGACAGCAAAUCACCUACGCUACGUCCAAGACCAAGAGAGAAAGCACUUGCCUCACGACUGCAGGGAUCUUCACGCGACAACCAAUUUGGAUGAAUUCCUUACCAACAGCUUUGGCGAUGAAGACCGCCACAUGGAAUGGUCGCAGCGAGCGCUCUUAGCACUCACGUUAUCAUGCUGCAUCCUUCAAAUGCACGACACCUCUUGGAUCCAAACAGCUCUGACCAAGAGCCAGGUCAACUUCUUCGGUGUCCUCACCGAAGGUCUCCGGCUCGACGUCUCGAAACCCAUGGUCGCCCAGCGAGUCCCCCUCCCAGAACGCAGCAGCGUCCUCACGGAUUCUGCGACCAAGAGAAAAGAGGUCCUGGUGGAGCUCGCGGUGCUUCUGCUGGAAUUGUGGCACCAGAAGCCGUUACAGCAAUGGGCGAGCGAGAAGGAUGUGGACUGUACCGACUGGCGGGAACGCGCAUCAGACAUCACGAGGCAGUGGUACGAUACGUCGUCUCACAGAAUCUUACCUCUGUAUAGAAAAGCUAUCGCAUCUUGCUUAGAAAUGUGUGAUGAGCCCGGUAUUUCAGAUGAGGGCAUCUUUCAAAAGUUGCUGUGCGAAAGAGUUAUAAGGCCCCUGAUCAAAAAUAGCAGCUACUCUGUUGACUGA